AUGUCGUCUCCAUACCAAUUUACGCCCCGCGUACCUGCUGCUCCCCAUCCAACACCCCAUUCAGUCUCGGCGUACACUUCACAAUUUCAGGGUUCAACGCGACCUCCAAUCCACAAUCCCUAUGAUAAGUUCACUCAACCGGAAUUCGAUGCGUGGAUUGGUGGAAUUACAGGCGCACUACGAAAGGCUCUUGGUCAGGUAGAUGAGGAACCUCCAAAAAAUGCAGCUCCGCAGGAGGACGGUAGCCUCAGUUAUCCUGACAUCACCGCGGAUUUCAGUCUGGACGAUUAUCCUGCCGAGGAUUCUUUUGCAGAAAUUAAAGCCAGGCGCGUUGUUCGAAAAGGUAAAGAACGCGACCCAAGGGAGGGCCCUGGUCUAGGGGUAGGCAAUCGCGAUCAACCUAUUGAAUUAGGCUCUAGCUCAGAGGAGGAGGAAGAGGAGGAGUGGGAAGAGGAAGAGGAAGGGGUCGACGAUGAAGAUGGCGAUGACGAAAAUGAAUUAUCACACAUUUUUGACGAAGCGGCAUCUUCGGAUAAUGAAGAUUAUUGGAAACAAGGGCAAGCCUCAACGCAUGUAAACCCCAGGGUAAAAUCUGAGCGGUACGUCGUGGAUGAGGAAGAGGACGAUGACGUCGGCGAUGACGAGGGAGAGGAAGAAGGUGGAGAUGAACUCUUGUCAAGUUGCAACGAGUCCGGUGACGAAGCUGAGAAGCGUACGGAGGCGCAGCUUGGGGCGGAAGAAGUGAUUGAGCUCAUUCCUGGCGAUGAACUAAUUGACUAUGAACAUGCCGGGGCUAUCAAGUAUUUUGAAGAGGACGAAGAGGGGGGACCAGAACAAGGAGAGGCGGAAUUCGACGAUUCUGAAAGAGAGUAUUCUGAUAACGAAGGUCAUGAUACGGGCACCCCUCAUCCUCUCGCUCAUCCCUCCUACGUCCUCAAAUCCGUUCAAGCAGAUGCUGAGGCUGGCGUUGAACAGAUUGAAGUCGAGCCUGAAACGGACCAACCAGUGGAGGAUAACAUACAGCCAUUGGAAUCCGACACCUCGUUUCCACCCCACGACACAGAACAAGAUGAGUUGCCUGUCGAACUUCCUGAUCCUUGGGAAGGACCGCAAACCUAUGCCGAGGACUUUUACGCUGGUGGCGACGCGCGUGUGGCGCAUGCGCAUCACCCGAACCCUCAUUUCUUGGAAGAACCUGAUGUUGAUGAAAUUCACGAAGAGGAUGUUAUUCAACCAGCAGACAAGGAUACAUCCUUCCCGUCACACUCUGCUUCUGACCCUGAAGUUUUCCUGGCGAUUGAGAUACCCAAUCCUUGGGAAGGUCCUGAAACGUAUGCAGAGGAUUAUUAUGCUGGCGGCGACCUCAGCCUUGUUCCUGGUCCAAGUGUGGACCCUAAUUAUCUGGGGGAGGAAGACGAAGACUCGAAUCAAUUCAUCAUGACCACCGACAAUGGCGAAACAACAGGUACCGCAAUCUUGAAAGACGGGGAUCGGAUGGUGGAAGGAACGAACCAGGUGGGCCACGACAUUGCUGGCGAACCACUUGUCCGAACGACGAGUUCCAUGUCUCCAUUGGAGGAAUCGAAACCUGUGGAAGUAGUUAUUGUCGAAUUGGAUCAGGGAUCUGCACCUGCGAUUGAAACUUCCAUGCAAGAGGCGAAACCGUGCGAUAUUCAGGGAGAACUCGAAUCCGACAAUCUUGUUCCCUCAACCCCCCCUACGGACAGAUUAGAAAUGGAAAUUGGAGCUAGCCCCGGAGGAGAGAUGGAUAUUGAUUCUAUCAAUCAUGUGGGUACUGAUUUAGAAACAGCUAGCGAGGAGGCGACCGCAGCUCAUGAAGGAAAAAAAACAGCGGCGGCCUCGGAUCUACCCUCGCCUGUUUUAGCUGUCGCCCCACCCUCGGAGGAUAAGAUAGUCUCAACACAAUUCAUUGAUACAGAAGAAAAUCUGCAGACCUUUGCCGUCUCAAAGUCAGUCGAGACCGUUGAGCAGACGCCUGAUACAGCGCCUCACGAAACUGUCACGGAAGUUUUUUCCGAAGUAGAUGCUCACUAUGAUGGGGAAGAUGUCGCUGUUAGUGGUGAGGACGAGAACGUGGAGGAUUUUGAAAAUGUCCUGUUUUCAGAGAAAGAACUUGACAUAGAAGCACGCCCAAAGGAGGAUGAAGAGAUUGUAAUGAAAGAGGAGACUACUUCUGUUGUGCAUGAACGGGAUGAGACUGUGACUGAUAUUUGCAUAGCUCUUGGCGAAUCAGGCCACGGCGACGAAGUGAUGGAAGAAUCUGAUCAGCUUCCAGCCUUAUCUUCCGAGACGCCUCGACCUACCGAUCUACCGGGCAUUUCGCGUGAACCACCAGAGAUUUUACCGUCUCAAGACCAAGAUCAAGGUCCCAGCCUGGAUGAAAGUGACCCUUUUGACAAAUUCUCCGCAAGUGUUGAGGUAGAAACCCAACAAAUUACUAUCACCGGGUAUACGGUUAUUGAAGAUGAAGGAAGCGUUACAAGCGAGGACGCGGAGGGAGAGCCUGAUUGGGACGUUGAUAUUCUGUCAGUCAGCACUGAUUUUCGACAGGAAAACGACGAACCCCCUGAUCAGGUGGUCGAUGCAAAAGAAAAUCUGAAUGACUUGCAUGCGAAAUCUCCAGUAUCUGAAGCAGAAGAGCCAUCUAUUUCGUUGGAAACCGAAGUUCCUUCUUUUCCUGAUGCACAUCAGGUUGAGGCCUUCAAGGAAAAUGACACUCUCGAGUCUGCCACCGUGAAGGACACCACUAUCAUCGAUGCCACGGACUCUGCUGCACCUUCAAGUAAAGAACUGACCUUACCGGCUGCAUCCUCAGGCUUCGCGACAUCCUCUGAGCCUGACUCCAUGGCACCUACGUCUAUCGUGCCCAAACCUAACCACGAGCAACCUGCUUACCCAUCAGAAUCACCGUCAUCCCCAGGCGUUCGUCAAGGAGUAACAGACUUCGUUGGCAAUGAACAGCCAACGUUGGGACCUGAAUCUACUCGGCCGAAUGACAGGGAUAUCUUACAAACAGGGGCAACAUCCGUCUCAGAUUCAAGUAUACUCACGACACCGUCCGCUUCAACGGAGCCGAUCAUAACUCGCAAGCCUCCGGCAUUGUUUUUAUGCAAUGAUCCCUAUCCUUACAGCCUGUCAACCCCAGGCAUUCCCAGCUUCAUUGAGGCACCAAAGGAGGAAGCUCCUGAAGAAGAGGACACUGAGCAAGACAACUCGAUGUCGUCAAAUUCAACCUUUGACAAAAUUUUGGACGAUAUCUAUCUCAACCACAUUCCCGACCAUACUGGUGAUGUCGAUGACUCUGAACUGCAGUAUCCAACAGAACCAGGACUUUGGAGCGAAGCCGCACCAGAGUCUCCAUUGUCUUUCCUUCCCACAACAGAACUGCCACCCUCGACAAGGAGAUCGGAUGCAGACAGCGGCCAUGCUCCAGAUUUCGACAGAAAUUCGAUAACAACGUCUCAGGCAAGCGUCAUAGAUCGUGCUGCAGACGAGGAUCCGUUCAAGUCAAUGGGAACCGAUCAUAUUUCUGCACAAGGGGAAGUCAAACAUGGAGAAUUUAGUCUGGCUGAAGUAGCAUCGUCGUCCCCCACCGUCACGUCAAUUCCGGCAAACGGAGGUCCAAAGAACGGCAUCACUUCCACCUCAAGCAUAGCUCCACAAACUGGCUCAUCUUCACAAGAGAUCGAACCACAGGCUUUGCGUGCUAAUCCCCUUGAUGUUGACGAUGUUUAUACUUCUGGCCACGGUCUCAAGAGAAAACGUAGCUCGUCUCCGAAGCCUUCUCGACUAACCCGCACUCUACAAUCCAAGUCCACAGACGUCAUCAAGUCGGUGAAGGAGAAGACAAAUGUGGUAGAUAGGGAAACAGACGAGGAAACGAUUCGUGUAAAUCCCAGGCCCAAGGGGAAAGGAAAGGGCAGCAACGCUACCAAAAAGCAAACUCGUAACACAUCUCUGAAUUCAACAACAAGUUGGUCAAGUUCGGGGGUCAGCUCAGCGGCUAGAUUCUUCCAGCCUGACAAUCAAACUAAUUCCCCUGCUUCAUCCGUUGUUUCUUCUGCGGCCAGCGACACAAUGUCCAUGACAUUCCACCCGUCACCUACUAUUUGCAAGCCAGGUGCCGUAGCUACUCGGCCUUCCAUCCCCCCUAACCCUCUUUUUCAUGCCCAUGGUCAAAAGCGUAAGGAGACCUUGCAGCUGCUGUCCGCGAAAGCAAAGCAACAGCAACCACAGCAUCAGACACUUAUAGGACCCUCGUUCUCUUCACUCUCUCAAAUCGACGAACGACUGCCCAGUACAUCAACUAGUUUCUCGGCGACCGGCACAAAUUUACAAGCCUUGCCCGCCAUCCCGCCUCCCCCGCCUCCGACUUCAGUCCAUGUAAAGUCCUCAAAUUCGCCAGUGACACGAUCCCACUGUCGAUAUCAUAAAAUCAGCGUCCCAAAGGAAGAAGGUGGUCCUCGUGUUUGUUUCCUGGUUCCUGGGUGCUCCCUCAAUGAUAAGGAACUGAUGGAGGACGAGGAGAUCGAAGAUCAUGGGGACGCUACACACGAUGACAGCUUACGGAUGGUCAAAGAUGUUGAAACUUUAGAUUUUGACGCCUACUUAAUUGGGACACUCAGGCAGUUGGUAGGAUUGGACAUUCUCCGCGAGCAAGAAGUCUUCUAUCUCCCAAGUCCAGGUGAAGAAGUUACCCGCAAGGUUCUUCUUCGGCGAAGUGGCUCAGAGAGGAUGAGUCUAGCCAGAAACACUAGUAGUCACGACUACUCCAGCUUCGCAGGAUCCCCCGGAUACUCAAUUCGCUCGCCAGCGUCGACCAGGGCACCCGCGUCUGUUGCUGGAUCAUCUACUUCAUUUUCAGCUCGGAGGAAAGCGAUCGACUCAGACAAAGACUCAACCAAUACUGCCCACCUCAGUGACCAUGACAGCCUUGAAGAUUACAUGACCGAUAUGGAGUUCCCUGAAACAGAACGACCGCGGCCAUCGCCCUCUGAUAAGGGCGAAGGUGGGUCAAUGGGACCUCCAGGCCCCAAGUCUCUCAAAAGUCGCCAAAGUAAGCGUUUUCUUAUGGACACACCCUAUCAGCCUACGGCCGAAGAUGAGGCUGAUACCUCCAAUGAUGAUUCCAAAGCACGUCGCAAAUCUCAGGUAAAAAAGCGAGGCGUAAAGCGAACUCGCACAAAUGAGGGCACUGAUGCUGAAAAUUUCUCUCGUAAAGCCAAAAAACAGAGAUCUCGUUCAAAAAAGAUCGCAGUGGAUACUCGAACCGACUCUCAAUCAUCUUUUCCCCAACCACCCAUUCUUCAGCAACCCUCUCCUCUUACGCCCUCGAUCGAGACAGACGGACAUUCAAUGGAGAAAAAUAGGCUGCCAGACCCAACACAUAAUGUGGUUUGA
This is a messenger RNA of Laccaria bicolor S238N-H82, 5421 nucleotides long. RefSeq lists its product as uncharacterized. NCBI's taxonomy places the organism in Eukaryota, Fungi, Basidiomycota, Agaricomycetes, Agaricales, Hydnangiaceae. The record is from RefSeq and is a predicted model, not a curated record. Bases 1 to 5421 code for a protein of 1806 amino acids. The transcript has 8 exons.